UAGCUUCUGUGAGCAACGGACACAAUCCACGAGUCAGUGUAAAUCGCGUCGCGACGCCCUGCUUUUCGUUCUCGUGCGAUGAGUUUAACACACAAAAUUUCAAUCGACAUUUAUUAAAUAUACCAAGAAAAAAAAAAAAGAAAAGAAAAUUUUCUAUUUACAAAAUUUUUUCUAAAAUAAAUUUUUCACACACAAAAAGAAAGAAAUUUAAAAAAAAGUGCAACAGUGAAAAAUUAAUUUAAAAAAAUAUAUUUUAUAUUAAAAAAAUUGGUUUUUUUUGCAUUAAAUUAAUUAUAAUUUUAGUGUUUAUUUUAUAAAUAAAAAAAAAUUAGUGUUAUUCCAAAGCGUGUAUAAAUUAAUAUAUUCAAUUAUCAAAUUUCACUUGUCAAUAAUUAAUUUCGAUAUUACGAUUUAGCAAGUAAUGAUAUAAACACAUCUUAAUAAUUAUUGAAUCAAGUGAUAAAAUUUGAUUCCCAACAUGGAUUACUGAUGUAAAAUAUGAUUGUGAAUAAAUUUCACACGAAAAAAAAAUCUCAAUGGGAAAAAAGAGACGUGACCAAGGAACACGUGAAUCUUUUUUAAGAUUGUAAGAGCUCAAACAAACACAAUGAAGAAAAAUGAAGAUAACCGAACGCUAUCGCGUAGAAUAAAUUUUAUACUGGGGGAAAAAAAAAUUGUGUAAUAAAGUCUUGGGGUUAGAAAUAUUUUUCAAAAAAAAAAGAAAAAAAAAAAAAAAGUAUUUUAAAACUUUUUUUACAUGGUGCAUAAGGGAGAGAAAGAUAAAUUUAACGGAUCCCCAGGCCGGUUAUGUUGAGAAUAGUGUGAUAUUGCCUUGAUGUAAACGGUAUAAGAUGCCAUUACAGACACCAAUAUAAAGUUUGAAAUUCAAGUAUCCGCGAGCGAGGGUAGUGCUUUUUCGAUCGUUAAAUCCAUCCCUAUUACUACGUUUUACAGACUAUUCUCUAUCAAGUGCAAACAGCACACUCGAUUAUUUUUUACGUAAAAAAAAAAAAAAAAAAACCAACCCACAAGUUAAAUCCAAUGUCUCUGUUUUUCACACCUCAAAUUAUUAUCUUCAAUCUAUAUUUUACCAUAAAACACAAACUUUAAUCAGUCACAAAGAUAAAAAAGAAAAUCUUAUUUUACGAUACUUUUAAAGUUUUAAGAAAAUUUUUUACACCUGCAAAAAUAAUAAUUAAAAAAUAAUUUUUAUUAUAAUACUUUUAAAUUUGCAAUCAACUUAUUUUUAUUAAAUUGACUCUAAUUAAAUUUUUCAAGUGUUGAUAAAAAAAAAAAAAUUCGAGAAUUAAAGAAAAGAAUAAAAAAAAAUUUUUUUACAAUGUUUCACGAGAUUUGACUUUGAUGUUUAAUUACAUAUUGUGUGUGUGUGUGUGUGACAAAAGGUUGGGUUAAAAGGUGUCGUGGAAAUAAACUGUCGUCGAUUAAAUCGUAUGAGGCAACAUCUAUCGAUAGCGCAAGAGCGUGAUGAGGCACACAAGGGUUCGUUCACAUCGACCCCGGGGGAUGUAACCUUUGCCAAAAAGGAAAAAAAAAAAAAAAAAGAAGAAAAAGGAAAGAUCAGAGAGAGAGAGAAAACUCUCAUCGAAGAAUCGAGCCAACCUGAAGAUGAUAUUGAGGCACAAGACUGAUUGAAAGUGAGAAAUGGCGGCGUGUGAGGCUGCUAGUUCAAUGAGUGUGGUACGCUGGGGAUUGUGGUUAGCUGUUCUUUUUUUUGCGGUCACACCUUUCGUUUAUUCGCAGCUAACAUGGACUCCAAUUUACGUUGGAUACAGCCAAGUUGACUUGUGGACCAAAAGCAGUAAUGGCUGUGAGUGCAGUUUUAAUUCGUCCAGCAAGGAUUGUGCUUGCUGCAUUCCAUCUGGUGGUUGUAGUUGCGGUGCAGCUUCACCAAACAGAUGUGCUCAAUGCGGCUUAGAGCAACAUUGUGCCAACAUGUGCAAUAUAACUUUGGACAGUAGACAAUUGUUCAGCAAAUCAGAUCGUGGCUUUGGACAAAUAAAAUCACCUUCUCUACAAGGACCCACAAAAUGCACCUAUAAAUUCAUACCAGACACUGGUCAACGAGUUGAACUUCAAAUCUACAGAGUGGUAUCGAUUGGAAGACACAAUGGAACAGCGUGCGAGGGUGGUUGGCUUCAACUUCAGGGAGGAGCUCGAGUUUGCGGUCUCAAUGAACGAUUCGACCCACCAAUUGUUCUAUUUUCUGACAAGCCAGCAGCAAUUUUACAUAUGCAAAUUAACGAAAACACAUCAAGAUCACAAUUUUUGGCAUACUUCAGUUUUGCCUCUAAUGCCAGUACAUCCGUGGGAUAUCCAGUACGAGGAGGAAAUCCCGUAAAUAACACAGAAUGUGACUGGGUUUACGAGGAUAUGGAAUGUCCGAGAGAUUGCAUUUUGGCGAGCCCGGGAUAUCCUGGUGUAUAUGCACCCAACAUGCGUUGCCGAUACCUCAUCACUUCCAGUCGACAGGUUUCCAUCGCCAUUAACUUUACUGCUGUCUUAAUGCCGCAUAACCAUUGUACAAAUGAUUAUAUUGCUGUCUACGCUGGAUCAACGACCACGAGUCCUCUCUUAAAAAUGCUUUGUGGAAAUGAAAAAGCUUAUGUCACACAUGUAGGACGUAACCUUCUCGUCGAAUUUCGAUCUGGAUUUGAAGUACCACCAUACAAUUACAAUGGUUUUGUUGCGAGUUUAAAUUUUCUCGAAUUAACCACUGAAGCACCAACUACAAUAGCAGCAGAAAGUACAAGUAGAACACCAAUGCCAUUCGCAAUUGAAAUGAUUCGCUCGCCAAGCAUAAGCAGUAAUCAUGAAAUGCGCUACACUAAUCGUGAUUUACAUGAUCAUCGAAAAGAUGAGGAAUCAUCAAUGAGCUGCGAAUUAGAAGUGAGUGGUGAUAAAAUCAGAGCUGGCCAUCAUGACACUCGUGGAAAAUUAAAAUCUACAACUUGUCGCCUUAUUCUUCGCGGACGUGUUUACGACACCGUUCACGUAUCCUUGGUCAGCUACAAUCUCAGUGCACCAUCUUGCAAAUCAUCAGUGGAGGUAUUAGAUGGUUCACAGGAAGGAAGUGUACCAGGAACCGUCAAAACACUAACGAAAAUUUGUAGUCCAGCUCAAAAAUUCGCACAAGAUUACAAAUUGCCUAAUAAUAUCAUCGAAAAAGAAAGAUACUCGUCAUCAGCACGAGAUAUGACAGUAACUUUAAAACGAGCUACAGACAGUCCUAACGAUGAAGAAUACAUGGAUGUUUCAUUUUAUUUUCACGAUGAACGAGAAGGUGGUACACGACAACCGGAGAGUGUUUGUGAUGUUGAAUAUUACGGCCUAACAUCUCCAGCUCAGGGUUCUGUUGUUCAUCCAGAAUUACACAGAUUAUUUGGAAAAGAUGGACCCGUUAAAUGUCAACAAAAUUUUGUCCCUUCUGACAAUCAAUCAGUUACAAUAACGGUGGAAAGUUCAGAAAAGGAAAUUCGCAAUCAUCCUUGUUCAACAGAAUGUGGUGAUAGUGGAUGUCGAUGUACAAUUAGUUCAAAUUUAAUUAAUAAAACAAUGAAUGAAAUAGAUCAUUUGCUACUCAUCUCUGAUACUGGGCAUGUUGUUCAUUGCCUUUGUGGAAAUUAUCAAGGGUGGUUGCCAGUUGGCAUUCGUAGUUCAACAACAGUUUCUAUAGAAUGGUCACGAUUUUCAACAACUGGACUUUCGUUCAAAGCAGCCUACAAGUUUGCUGAAGAUGUGUUUUGCAAGGAUUACGAAACCACGAAACCUGAGGGCGAAGUUCAUGUUGGCGAUUCUAUCAACAGUGGAUUCAAACUUAAUCAGUACUAUCAACAAAAGUGCACAUGGAAAUUGCUUUCAACUACCAACCGUCUUCUCACCAUUGAAAUUGAAUCAACUCAAAGUCGACCGUGCACAGCAUGGAACCUGACGAUACAUGAAUAUAGAAAAAAAGGAGAUGGAUCUACCGAAGGACCAAGACUCUAUACCUUUUGCUCGAGGGAUGGUUACAGAAGUUUUACUCUUCCCGAGGAAGUAAAUAACGCGAUAGUUAAAUUACAAGCAUUAGGAAGAACAGCACCCCAGUAUGUAAUGAAAUGGAGAAGUGAAAAAAAUUCUUCACACAAUCGAAAGCAUGGUGAAACACCUGGUAUAAGUCACAUACCACGAAGCUCAACUGGAAUUAAAACUACUUCCGGCAAUUUCAUUAUAGCUUUUCUAAUUGGCUCUAUUACUUGUUUACAUUAUAAAAUAGUGUGAUUAGAAGAAGAAAAAAAAAAUAUUGUCCAAAUUGUAAAAUAAAUGUACAAUAGAAAAAAAAAUUUACCUAAAAAAAAUUUUUUUAAACUAAAAAACAAAUUUUCUUUCAAAAAAAAGAAAUGUUUUUUAAAUUUUUUCUUUUAAUAUAAUUUUUUUUUUGUUUUCUUUUUAAGAAAACAUUUUUACUAGAUAUUUAAUAAGAAUAUUUGUAAAGUAAAUAUUAAAUCACCACAGUAGCUAUAAUAAUAAAGGGACGAAAUUAUGAUAUCACAGGAUUUUGCGCACUUAAGAAAAUUGCAAUCAGUUCUCUAAACAGUUAAUGUUUACAAUAUUAACUUUUUGUAAAUUUUUAAUUUGUCAAUAUUUAUAAAAUUGCACAAAAAUAUUAUUAAAUUAUUUUAAAAAUUCAAGUUCAAUGAUAAUACAUCGAGACUAAAUUUAAUUAAUAAUUAUUUAUUAUUAAUAUUGAUUAUUAAUUAGUAUUAUUGUUCUUUAAUGAUUUAAUAAGUUAUUAAAAUUAUUAACAUACGUUAAUUGUUUUAUUUGUAAUUGCAAAAAUAAUUACUGCUUCUAAAAAAUUACAUAGAAAAUUAAUUUUUUAUUAGAUUACAAUUUUAAAAAAUACUCUACACAAUUUCUAACCGUCCUUUAAAUUAAUAAUUUUUACAACUUAAAUAUUAUUUCCUUUAAGUCAUUCAUUUUAUGUUUUCUAGUCUAAAUGUUAUUUCUAUAAUUUAAAAAUCAAAAUUGCCCAAGACAAAAUUAAAGAAUAAAAAUGAAAAAAUAUUUCCGAAAAUAAACAAAACACGAUUUUUACGAAAAUUAAAAGGCAUUAAAAUAAGCUGCAACGCUUAUUAUUUUAAUCCAAUUUUGCUUAUUUUAAUACCAAAAUUGAUUAAAAUAAGCAAAAUUGGAUUAAAAUAAUAAACAUUGGAGCUUAUUUUAAUGCCUUUUAAUUUUCUGUGAAAUUAAUAUUCGAAUCAUCAACAAUAAAUUGCAAUUAUUUUAUAUUUAAAUAUUUCAAUCUUUUCAACAAUAUUUCAAAUCAAUUUUUUCGUAAAAUUCUGCUCAGUAUUGUGAAAAAAAUAAAUAUAUAAAUUUAACGAAUGUACAAACCUCGUAAGAUAGUAGAAUUUGUACAGAAAACAUUGAAUUAUUGUUAUAUGAAAACAUAAAAAAAGCCGAGGUGAAAUUGUAAAGUAACAUAAAAAAUAAAUUGUAUAAUCAUAAAAUUUUAUAGAUAGUUGAAGAGAAUGUAUUUUACGAAACGAGCUUCGUGUGCGUAAAGCACCCUCAAUAUAAUGUAAUGCACUUGAUUAUCGUCCAGAAUUGUAAUUGUAUUUAUCAAAGAAAAAAAAAGAAAAAAAUAUGUAGAAAUUGAAAAAUUGUUUUUGUUUUUUAGAAAUUUUCAAUUUACACUCCAAUAAAAGAAAGUGGUUUUUUAAGCAAAUUUAUAUAUCCAUUUCUGACUAUGUUUACAAUAUUAAAUUUAAUGAAACUUUUUUAUUCCAUUAUCGACAGAUAAAAUAAUAUAAAAACUAGAAAAGUCAAUUAUACAUAGUAAUUAAAAAAAAAUGGAAUGCUCAGAAAGUUUUAAGCGCGAUAAAUUUUAGAACAAUUUAUAUUAUAACUUUAAAUUGCAUAAAAAACAUUAAUUAUAUAAAUUAAAAAUUUAUUUAAAACAAAUGAUAAAAGUUAUUAAAUAAAAAUUACAAAGUCUUUUUCUAGAAAUUAUAAAAAAAAGUAUUUUGAAUUUUAUUCAUAAUUCUUAAAGAUCAUAAUAGUUAAUAUUUUUUGAUAUAAUUAAUUUAAAAAGAUAACAAAACGGCAAUGUACGACAAUGAAUGAUUAUAUAUAGGAAUAAUUUUUUUUUUCUCUCUCUCCAAAUAUGACAUAGUCAGUUGUGGAAAACAAGAUAAGUUUUUUUUCUUUCUAAAAAAUAUUCUAAAAAUUCUAAAAAAAAAAAAAAAAAAAAAAACUAUUCUUCAGAAUUAAUUAUUAUUCUAAAUUCUAAAUAAGGAUAUGUACAAAUUUGUACAAAAUCCUUGAAGAUUCUAUAAUAUUAUAUUCAAUCGCUGAUGUAAAUAUAUAAUUUUAAUUUAAAAAUUGACUAUUGUGUCAGUACAAAAGAACUAUUCUGGUGGAUGAUUGAAUUAUACGAAAAUUUGAUUACAUUUAAAUAACAUCAGAUUUCAGGGACAAUUUUACUGAUAUAUAAUAAUAAUUGAGUAUGUAUUAUUUAACUUCUCAUAAUAUAUGAUUAAUGUACGUAUUUAUAUAAAUAAAUAUAUUACGAAUAACGAAAAAAAAAAGAAACAGAAAAUAAGAAAACAGGAAAAUAGACACUGAAAUAAUUCAAUAAUAAUAAUAAUAAUAAUAAUAGCAUUAGUUAUAAUAAUAAAAAAUAAGAAUAAUAAUAAGAAUAUUAAAUUGUUGUAAAUAUAUCGAUUUGAAUAAUAAUGGAGAAAAAGAAUUUCGAAUCAAGAAAGAAAAAAAGUGAAUUAAUUCACUUUAUUUGUGGAUUCUUUAACAAUGUAAAUAGUAUAGAAAUGUUUUGAAUGAAUUGAAAAGACACUUGAUAAACUCAUUUUUACAAAUAAAUUUACAAAUCUCGACUUACUGGAAUACGAAAAAUUAUUUACAAUCAUAUUUAAUGCCUAAUUUUUAGCUUUUAAUUAUAAUUUAAUGCAAGUUCUGUUAAAAUAUAUUCAAUCUAUCAAUUUAAAUUCUCAAAUUUAAUUUUAAUUCAUUAAUUAUUAAUAUUUAUAUUAAUAUAAUUUUAUAUAAAAAAUAUUAUGUAAAAAUAUACUAAUAUUAAUAAUUAAUUAAUCAUUCUUCAUUAAUUUUAUUAACAUUAUAAAAUAUUUCAAUAUUUAAAGUGAAUUUACAUUCGAAUAAUUGUCGAGGCGCAACUAGAAAUAUGAAACAAUUUGUUACAACAGACAUAGUUAUAUAUAAAUAUAGAACUAUAUUUAUUGCAAAAAAAAAAUAUUUUAUUUCCACGCAAAGUUAAAAUAUGGAAUUAAUUUUGUAAUACCUGUUCUAUUUUUAUGUUACUCUUUAAAAAUGAUGUUACUGAUGUUACUUUUGUGAAAUUAUUUUCUAUUUGCGAUAUAUAUAUAUAUAAAUAUUAUUAAAUAUAUCGAUUUUUUAAUAUCGGUGAUAAACGAGUGAAAAAUGAUAUAAUUGUACUUAUUUUCAUUAAAAAACAAAUAAAUAUGAAUAACACAAACUAAGUAAAGUUAAUGCAACUGUUACUGUUCCAAAUACAUAAAUAAUGGAAAUAUUUAUGUAUAAGAAAAUUAUUUAAUUACAUAUUUACAAGAUAAAGAUAAUGAGAAAAUUAUUCACUCGCAAAAUUUUAUUUUAAUAACAUAUCAAUGAUAUCUUUUCAAUGUUCAGGAAAUAUUUAAAUAUACUUUUAAUAUUGUUUCUGAAAAAAUAAACAAUAAUUAUAUUAAUAAUUAAUUACAUUGUUUUUAUG
Messenger RNA from Leptopilina boulardi, 7762 nucleotides. RefSeq lists its product as uncharacterized. The record is from RefSeq and is a predicted model, not a curated record. The transcript has 17 exons. NCBI's taxonomy places the organism in Eukaryota, Metazoa, Arthropoda, Insecta, Hymenoptera, Figitidae. Bases 1663 to 4278 code for a protein of 871 amino acids. Gene Ontology annotation, cellular component: plasma membrane.